CUCUGAACUCAGGAAAGUGAAACUAACCUAGUUUCAUUGCUGGGAGGGAGCCAUGGCUGCAGAGAACCCCAUGGAAAGUCUCCAGGAAGAAGUGACUUAUCCCAUCUGUCUGGAGUAUCUCACAGAACCUGUCACUCUGGAGUGUGGGGACAAUUUCUGCCGAGCCUGUGUCACCCAGUGCUGGCAGGGAUCAGAUACAGACUUCUCCUGCCCUCAGUGCAGAGAAACUGUGCAACAGAGAAACCUUAAGCUGAACAGGCUGCUGGCAAAUGUCCUAGAAAUAGUCAAACAGCUGAAUUUACACAAAGCAAAAGGAGCGGGAGGGGAUGGUGUGUGUGGGGAACACCAGAAGCCUCUCAAACUGUUCUGUGAAGAAGAUCAAACCCCCAUCUGUGUGUUGUGUGACAGAUCACAGGCUCACAGAGCUCACACUGUGGUUCUCAUAGAGGAGGCUGCCCAGGAGUACAAGAAGAAAAUUCAGACCCAUUUGAAGACUCUGAGGAAAGAGAGAGAAAAGCUCCUGAGACUGAAUGUGAUUGUAAAGAAUAGAAUCCAGGAAUAUCUGAAACAAACACAAACCAAGAGGCAUAAGAUUGUGUCUGAAUUUCAGCAACUGCGGCAGUUCCUGGAGGAACAAGAGCGACUCCUGCUGGCCCAGCUAGAAAAGCUGGACAAGAAGGUUGUAAAGAUACAGAAUGAAAGUACCACCAAAUGCUCUGAGGAGAUUUCCCGUCUCAGUGAGCUGAUUAGUGAGAUGGAGGGGAAGUGUCAGAAGCCAGGGAGUGAAUUCCUACAGGAUGUCAGAAGCACCUUGAGCAGGUACUGCAGCUCCUUCUCACUUCCCUUCACACUUCACAAUGCUGGGAAAGUGCUUGGAGACCAUGUUAAAACCUCAUCUUCGCAGGGCUCCACAGCAAAAUGUGUGGGGUGUGAGAAGGGGAAGUUCCAGCAGCCGGCAGAGAUUUCUCUUGAACUGGAAAAAAGCCUGAGUGAUUUCGCCCAGAAAACUAUUGCUCUAAUGGAGACGCUGAGGAAGGUCAAAGACAUUCUGCCAGUUGAACUGGAGGGAAAAAAAGAGAAUACUCUAGGAUCGCACAGACAGGUGAAUGUGACGCUGGAUCCAGACACGGCUCAUCCUGAACUCCUCCUCUCUGAGGGUCAGAAAAGUGUCAGAUGGGGAGACAAAUGGCACAGACUGCCCAACAAUCCCAAGAGAUUUGAUACCCUGGAGUGCGUGCUGGGCUGUGAGGGAUUCACAUCUGGGAGAUACUACUGGGAGGUGGAAGUGGGAGGUGAAAUAAUCUGGGCUGUGGGGGUUGCCAGAGAGUCUGUGAGGAGGAAGGGAUUGAUCUGCUUUAACCCUGAGUGGGGGAUCUGGGCUGUGGCGCAGUGGUGGGGUGAGUUCCAGGCUCUCACCUCCCCUAAAACCCCUCUGCCCCUGAGCUGGGUCCCCAGGAGGAUCCGGGUUUGUCUGGACUAUGAACAGGGGCUGGUGACAUUUCUGGAUGCUGAUAAUGAUGCCCCAAUCUUCACUUUCCCACCAGCUUCCUUCAGUGGGGAGAGAAUCCACCCCUGGCUUUGGGUUCAGAGUGAACAAUCACAGCUCAGACUGUGUCCCUGACACUUGGGGAAAACAUCCCCUCUAAGGACCCUGAAAUCAACCUCUCUAGCCUCAGACACCCUAAUCUCUAUGAUCCUGGAGAACUCUUGUCUUCCUGAAAACCUUCUACGAUACAAUCAGUUUGUAUGACCCAUAAGGCUUGAUGGGGCCUCUGAAUUGUUAAACUAUAAAGACCAAGGUGCUACUGAAAUGGAGAAACCAACCACAUUGCUCCAAGAAUUGUGCAGCCUGUUUGUCACUGGCCUGUGUGAUCCUUGAGGAGUGUAGCUGAUUGUAGGGGUCAGAGACUGCCAGAUAGGAGAAUGAAAGUGAAAGGAAGUGACAAGGAGAGACAUGAGCCAGAGUGACAGACAGGCUGGGAAUGCUACUGAACAUGAUGGUGUCAUUCAUUACGUAAUCCAUCUAUUUAAUUCACUGGUCCAUGAAAAGUGUAGCCAUUUUAAUGCAUUGAAAAAGUGAUUUCUGCAAAUUUUGCACUUUUUCUCUGUUCUGACCUUACAUAAUCACUCCCUAAGUGAUUGAAGCCCUCAUUUUUUUUGUAAACUGAACAUUUUAAAUAAAUAUAAAGUUUUUUUCUGC
Molecule: messenger RNA, 2200 nt
Organism: Trachemys scripta elegans
Lineage: Eukaryota; Metazoa; Chordata; Testudines; Emydidae
Product: zinc finger protein RFP-like
Exons: 7
Coding region: 53-1621 (522 amino acids)
Molecular function (GO): protein binding; zinc ion binding
Source: RefSeq, a predicted model, not a curated record